AUGCGUCCAUCCUUUCCUUCCUUGUUACUCUCCUUACUUUCUCUUCUUUGCUUCUCGCCCUACGCUGCCAUCGCGAAUGCCUCCUCGGCCGCCGAUUCCAUUUCCACCUCCAUUUCCGACUCCCGAUCCGACUACCAUGAACAGCUAAUAUUGCGCCCGCUGCCAUUGUCCGCUCUUCUCGCCAGCUUCAACUUCCGCUCCAACACCUCGCUCUCUGCCUUUGAGGCGCACAACUUCCGUUUCUUCCCCCGAUCGCUGGGACAGAUUCUCCAGCAUGCCGGCACUCGCGAGUUGCACUUGAGGUUCAGCCUGGGAAGAUGGGAUGCCGAGAGCUGGGGCGCCAGGCCGUGGAAUGGCGCACGCGAGGGUGGAACAGGUGUUGAGAUGUGGGCGUGGCUGGAGGCAGAGACAGACGAGGAGGCCGAUCACAAAUGGUUGACGCUUACCAACGCGCUGUCUGGCCUCUUCUGUGCCUCCCUCAACUUCAUCGAUAGCACCCGAACCACCCGUCCCGUCAUGUCCUUCCAGCCCGAGGGCAACCACAUCGAUGCGAACGCGACGAACAUGCACCUGCUAUACGGAGUGCUGCCCCACGAAGUUGUCUGUACCGAGAACUUGACACCCUUCCUUAAGCUUCUUCCAUGCAAGGGCAAAGCCGGUAUCGCUUCACUGCUUGACGGACAUAAGCUCUUCGACUCCUCAUGGCAGACUAUGGCCAUCGAUAUCCGGCCUGUGUGCCCUGAAGACGGCGAGUGUGUGUUGCAGAUCGAGCAGAGCAUUGAUAUGGUCUUGGAUGUUGACCGAUCCAAGAGACCCAGGGAUAACCCGAUUCCCAGGCCACCUCCCGCUCACGACAUGAAGUGCAAUACCUCGAAGCCGUACCACGCUCACGAUACCUGCUUCCCUACCGAUUCAGCCGCCAAUCAAGACUGGUCGCUAUCCCAAAUCUUCGGCAGGCCCAUUAAGGGAACCUGCCCAUUGACCGACCCUACCGUAUCUCCUGUCUGCAUCCAAGUUCCCGAUUCGCGCAUUGUCUUCGCCUCCGAGGGCGCUAUCGAGAAGAAGAACCCCGGUCAGACCUCGCGCUGCUUCGACUUCCCUGCUGAGAAUGACUUCGAAGUCUUCCUUCCCGCCCCCGAGACGCAGGAUGGAUCCGUAAUAGUCGAUCAACACCUCGUCAAGCCCGAAACGCCCCUCCUCUACGCCGAACGCAGUUUCACCGGUCACGGCCAGGAACGCGGCGGCGUGCAGACCAUCCUCCGUAACCCCAGUCCCGACCAGGAAGUCGAGUUCAUCUACAUGGAAUCCCUCCCCUGGUUCAUGCGCAUCUACCUGCACACCAUCUCGGCCCGCGUCGACGGACAACCGGGCAAGGCCGACUCUUUGAUUCAGGAAGUCUACUACCGCCCCGCCGUCGACCGCGCUCGCGGAACCCAGCUCGAAGUCCGCAUGACUGUACCGCCCGCUUCUACCGUUUUUCUUACGUACGACUUUGAGAAGUCCAUCUUGCGGUAUACCGAGUACCCGCCUGACGCGAAUCGCGGGUUUGAUGUGGCUGCUGCUGUCAUCACUAUUCUGAAUAAGGACAAGAACGGUGGAAACUCGAGAUUCGCGGCGUAUAACCUGAGAACGACGACAUUGCUGUGCAAUCUGCCUACACCCGAUUUCAGCAUGCCGUAUAAUGUCAUCAUCUUCACGUCGACAGCUAUUGCCCUUGCGUUUGGCGGCAUGUUUAAUAUUCUCGUCAGACGAUUUGUCGCGGCGAAUGAGGGCCCGAAGAGCGGGUUGAAGAAGGGGGUGGACAAGUUAAAGGCGAAGUUGGCCGCUUUAUUCAAGAAGAAGAGCAGUGCGGCUGCGGUUGCGAUGACAGCAGAGAAGAAGACGGAGUGA
Molecule: messenger RNA, 1890 nt
Organism: Sordaria macrospora k-hell
Lineage: Eukaryota; Fungi; Ascomycota; Sordariomycetes; Sordariales; Sordariaceae
Biological process (GO): attachment of GPI anchor to protein
Cellular component (GO): GPI-anchor transamidase complex
Source: RefSeq, a predicted model, not a curated record